Molecule: messenger RNA, 1152 nt
Organism: Populus trichocarpa (black cottonwood)
Lineage: Eukaryota; Viridiplantae; Streptophyta; Magnoliopsida; Malpighiales; Salicaceae
Exons: 2
Coding region: 1-1152 (383 amino acids)
Source: RefSeq, a predicted model, not a curated record
AUGGCUGUUGUUCUACGAUAUGUAGACAACAAUGGACAUAUAAUUGAACGUUUUCUUGGCAUUCAACAUGUGCGAGAUACAAUUGCUAAUUCACUCAAGGCAGCUAUUGAAGCUUUGUUUUCUAAACAUGGGCUAAGCAUAUCAAGAUUGCGUGGUCAGGGAUAUGAUGGAGCUAGUAACAUGCGAGGUGAAUUCAAUGGCUUGAAAGCACUUAUUCUAAAUAGCAAUCCAAGUGCAUAUUAUGUACAUUGUUUUGCUCACAGACUUCAAUUGACUCUUGUGGUUGUUACAAAGAAGCAUAAUGAAGUUGGAGAUGUCUUCAAUUUUAUUUCUAGCAUUAUAAACAUAGUUGGAGCAUCAUGUAAAAGGAUGGAGGUGAUUAGAGAAAAACAAUAUGCUAGAAUUAUUAAAGGACUUGAAAAUGGAGAAAUUUCUAGUGGACGAGGCUUGAAUCAAGAAACUUCUCUUAGAAGGAUACUAGCAGUUACUAAUGAGUUCUCACAAGCAUUACAAAGAAAAGAUCAAGACAUAGAAAAUGCUAUGAGUUUAUUGAACACAUCAAAGGAACGAUUCAAAAUGAUGAGAGAGAAUGAUUGGGAAUCUUUACUGGAAGAAGUGUCAUCUUUUUGCAUCAAACAUGAUAUUAAUAUUCUAAACAUGGAUGAUGAGUACAAGCUUCGUGGACGUUCAAGGCGAAAAUCUCAAGGGAUUACAAACCUACACCAUUUCCGUUAUGAAUUAUUUAACAAUAUCAUUGACAUGCAACUUACUGAGUUGGAUGAUCGUUUUACUGAGACGAGUACAGAGUUACUUCUUUGUGUGGCAUGUUUAAACCCAAGUGACUCUUUCUCUGCUUUCAACAAAGAAAAACUUCUUCGCCUUGCUCUUUUUUAUCCUAGUGAAUUUUCUAUAGUGGACCUUAUGGUACUUGGUGACCAACUGGAUACGUAUAUUAUUGAUCUACGUGGUGAUGAUGAGUUCUCUGAUAUUAAAGGUAUUGCUAGUCUUGCAGAGAAAAUUGUAAAAACAAAGAAGAAUUUGAUAUUUCCAUUAGUAUAUAUGCUUAUCAAAUUGUCAUUACUUCUACCAGUUGCAACUGCUACAGUGGAGAGAGUUUUUUCUGCUAUGCAUAUUGUCAAGAGUAGAUUGUGA